AUGGCGCAGGUUGGAGCUAAUAUGGAGUACCAGGAGUACAAAUGGGCCUACUCAAUCAUGGAUUCAUCCAAAGUAUCGGCAUGUCUGAUCUCGAUGUUGCUGAUCGUAUACGGAAGCUUUCGAUCUUUGAAUAUGGAACGUGAAGCGAGAGAGCGAGCCGAGCGGGAGAGAGAGGCAUCACUUCUAGGUGGAAAACCACCCACCACUACUAGCUCUUCUAACAGUAAUGUUCAAACCCUGAACACAAUGCAGGCGCUAUGCUUCCCGCUCGGCUCGUCAGUGGCGCUUCUCAUUAUGUUCUUCUUUUUUGACUCUAUGCAAACACUAGUUGCUAUAUGUACUGCAAUAAUAGCGUGCGCCGCGCUUGCGUUCCUGCUGACGCCGCUGUGCCAGUACGUGGCCGGGUCGGCGGGGCUGGGCGCGGCGCGGGCGCCGGUGUGCGGGCGCUACUCGGCGCCAGAGCUGGCCGCCGCGCUCCUCGCCGCUGCCAUCGUGGCCGUCUGGGUGCUCACCGGCCACUGGCUGCUUAUGGACGCGAUGGGUAUGGGUUUGUGCGUGACAUUUAUAGCACUUAUCCGUCUGCCGUCACUAAAAGUGUCCACACUCCUUCUCACCGGUCUCCUACUGUACGACGUGUUCUGGGUCUUCUUCUCCUCCUACAUAUUCACCACCAACGUCAUGGUCAAAGUCGCGACAAGGCCAGCAGAAAAUCCAAUGAACGUAGUGGCUCGGCGCCUGCAGCUCGGCGGGGCGAUGCGCGACGCGCCCAAGCUGUCGCUGCCCGCUAAGCUCGUGUUCCCUUCCAUGCAUCAUCAGGGGCACUUCUCUAUGCUAGGGCUGGGCGACAUAGUGAUGCCGGGACUACUGUUGUGCUUCGUAUUACGUUACGAUGCCUACAAGAAGGCCACUCUUGUGUGUCAGAUGGGACAGGUGCCUGGCCCUAGAUCCAUGGGGUCCCGGUUGACGUACUUCCACUGCUCGCUGCUGGGCUACUUCCUGGGCCUGCUGACGGCCACGGUGUCGGCCGAGGUGUUCAAGGCGGCGCAGCCCGCGCUGCUCUACCUCGUGCCCUUCACGCUGCUGCCGCUGCUCACCAUGGCUUAUGUUAAGGGAGAUCUCAGAAGAAUGUGGAGUGAACCGUUCAUCGCGCCGCCCAACGGCAAGGCGGGCGCGGACUUCGACGUGUGA
This is a messenger RNA of Arctia plantaginis, 1188 nucleotides long. The record is from the annotation of a GenBank genome assembly. Lineage: Eukaryota; Metazoa; Arthropoda; Insecta; Lepidoptera; Erebidae.